Messenger RNA from Camponotus floridanus (Florida carpenter ant), 16849 nucleotides. RefSeq names its product ryanodine receptor (gene RyR). The coding region runs from base 551 to 15994 and encodes 5147 amino acids. NCBI's taxonomy places the organism in Eukaryota, Metazoa, Arthropoda, Insecta, Hymenoptera, Formicidae. The record is from RefSeq and is a predicted model, not a curated record. Gene Ontology annotation, biological process: calcium ion transmembrane transport; intracellular calcium ion homeostasis. Gene Ontology annotation, molecular function: ryanodine-sensitive calcium-release channel activity; protein binding. Gene Ontology annotation, cellular component: smooth endoplasmic reticulum; sarcolemma; Z disc. The transcript has 61 exons.
ACAUAGCUCCUCGAGCUUCGACAGAAAUUUCGUCGCGGGUGCCCGAUCUCCUGUAGUCAGGAAAACGAGAAGCUCGGCGCCCCAAAGAAGUCCUUGACCGAACGCGAACGAUCUAUACACGCACGAUCUAUCGUACGCGGGGGGGGAGAAUCCUUCCGCGAGAUCGUGAGACGAGCACGCGAAUUAAGAGAAGUGAAGUGUUACUUCGAGGUGUCGAGCGCGUGCGCGAGGAACGUCGGUGAGCGGUCUGGGUGUCCUCCGACCAGCAGUGGGUGAUUGUCGGUGUUCCACGACAGUUGAGUGCGACAUCAUCAUUGCCGUGGUCAUCAUCGUCUUCGUCGGCGAGACGAAGUCAAAAAUUCCGGUGUAGUGACAGGAACAUGCCGACCAUGCGAGACCGUGCAUGACCAACCGCUCCAACAUUGAUAAGGGUGCCUUGGACACCGAGUGAACACGCGAGUUACGCACACUCGCGUACGCGUACGCACAUACGAGCGCGUAGAGGUGAGACAGACAGAGAAGACCCGUCGCGUGGAAGCGCGCCGAAGGGAUGGCCGAUAGCGAGGGUGGCUCCGAGCAGGACGACGUAUCAUUCCUUCGUACGGAAGAUAUGGUAUGUCUGUCCUGUACCGCAACAGGAGAAAGAGUCUGUUUGGCAGCCGAGGGUUUUGGUAAUCGACACUGUUUCCUCGAGAAUAUCGCGGACAAGAAUAUACCGCCGGAUCUGUCGCAAUGCGUAUUCGUGAUAGAGCAGGCUCUCUCGGUGAGAGCCUUACAGGAGUUAGUAACAGCUGCCGGUUCCGAGACGCAACAAGACAGUUUAGGAAAAGGUACUGGGUCAGGGCACAGGACUUUGUUAUACGGUAACGCAAUAUUGUUGCGACAUCUAAACAGCGACAUGUAUCUGGCGUGUCUAUCUACAAGUUCAUCGAAUGAUAAACUAGCCUUCGAUGUCGGUUUACAACAACAUUCGCACGGUGAAGCGUGUUGGUGGACUGUACACCCUGCUUCCAAGCAGAGAUCCGAGGGUGAGAAAGUGCGUGUGGGUGACGAUCUUAUUUUGGUAUCUGUCGCUACCGAGCGCUAUUUGCAUACGACGAAAGAAAACGAUUUAUCGGUGGUUAAUGCAUCUUUUCAUGUAACUCAUUGGUCCGUACAACCUUACGGUACUGGUAUUAGCAGAAUGAAAUAUGUUGGUUUUGUAUUUGGAGGUGAUGUGUUACGGUUCUUUCAUGGUGGUGACGAGUGUUUGACGAUUCCAUCGACUUGGAGUCCAGCACCUAGUCAAAAUCUCGUAAUCUAUGAAGGCGGUAGUGUAAUGAGUCAAGCGAGAUCACUAUGGAGACUAGAGCUCGCCAGGACAAAAUGGGCAGGUGGCUUUAUUAAUUGGUUACAUCCUAUGAGGAUCAGACACUUGACGACCGGACGUUAUCUCGGUGUGAAGGAGAACAACGAGCUCUAUCUGGUCGAUAGGAAUGAGGCGACGAUCGAAACCUCGACAUUUUGUUUGCGGCAGGAGAAGGAUGAUCAGAAGAUUGUUCUUGAGGACAAAGAUCUGGAAGUCAUCGGAUUGCCGAUCAUUAAAUACGGUGACUCUACUGUUAUUAUGCAACAUGCCACCACGUGCCUCUGGGUAUCUUAUAAGUCAUAUGAGACGAAAAAAAAGGGAGUCGGAAAAGUCGAAGAAAAGCAAGCAGUACUCCACGAAGAAGGUAAAAUGGAUGAUGGUUUAGAUUUCUCUAGAUCUCAAGAAGAAGAAUCUCGUACUGCCCGCGUCAUCAGAAAGUGCAGCAGCGUAUUUACUCAAUUUAUCACAGGCCUAGAAACACUGCAAGUGAACAGACGAGCAUCCAUGUUUUUUCAAAACGUAAAUCUUAAUGAGAUGGUAAUGUGUCUUGAAGACUUGAUCAAUUAUUUUGCUCAACCCGAGGAUGAUAUGGAACACGAAGAGAAACAGAACAAAUUCCGAGCUCUUAGAAAUCGUCAGGAUCUCUUUCAAGAGGAAGGCAUACUGAAUUUAAUUCUCGAAGCUAUCGAUAAAAUUAACGUGAUUACUUCACAAGGUUUUCUCGUUGCUCUUUCCGGUGAUGAGAGCGGCCAAGCCUGGGAUCAAAUAUCUGGAUAUCUUUACCAAUUACUGGCGGCUAUUAUCAAGGGUAAUCAUACCAACUGCGCCCAGUUUGCUAAUAGCAAUCGUCUCAAUUGGUUGUUCAGCCGACUGGGUUCACAGGCUUCCAGCGAAGGAACUGGAAUGUUGGAUGUACUUCAUUGUGUCCUGAUUGAUUCGCCAGAAGUUUUAAACAUGAUGAGGGACGAACACAUAAAAGUAAUUAUUUCUUUACUAGAGAAACACGGCAGAGAUCCGAAGGUUUUGGAUGUUUUAUGCUCACUAUGCGUUGGUAAUGGCGUUGCAGUGCGUUCUUCGCAGAACAAUAUUUGCGACUUUUUAUUGCCUGGAAAGAAUCUGCUUCUUCAGACACAACUGGUGGAUCAUGUGGCCAGUGUUAGACCGAAUAUAUUCGUUGGCAGAGUGGAGGGUUCGGCUCUUUAUCAAAAAUGGUAUUUCGAAGUAACUGUGGAUCAUAUUGAACAGACGACGCAUAUGAUGCCGCACUUGAGAAUCGGAUGGGCAAAUACUGCUGGUUACAUGCCGUAUCCUGGUGGUGGCGAAAAAUGGGGUGGAAACGGCGUUGGCGAUGAUUUAUAUUCGUUCGGAUUUGACGGCGCUUAUUUAUGGACCGGUGGCAGGAAAACGCAGGUCGUUCAAGACGCCACGGAACCUUAUAUCAGGAAGAGCGAUGUAAUCGGCUGCGCUUUAGAUUUAACAGUGCCGGUGAUAACGUUCACUUUCAAUGGCAAUCGUAUCAUGGGCUCCUUCCGUAACUUCAAUUUAGACGGCAUGUUUUUCCCCGCCAUUAGCUGCUCGUCUAAACUUUCCUGCAGGUUUCUACUGGGUGGCGAUCACGGCCGAUUAAAGUUCCAGCCGAUGGAGGAAUUCUCGCCGUUAGUGGAGAGUCUAUUGCCGCAGCAAAUCCUGUCCUUAGAUCCGUGCUUUUAUUUCGGUAACAUGAACAAAGUGGUUCUAGCAGGUCCAUGGUUGGUCGAGGACGACACUGCCUUCGUUCCGGCUCCAGUUGACACAUCCAUGGUCAACUUGCCCGCUUACGUCGAGCAGAUCAGAGAUAAACUUGCAGAAAAUAUCCACGAGAUGUGGGCGAUGAAUAAAAUCGAGGCCGGUUGGAUUUAUGGCGAGGUCAGGGACGACUUAAGGAAAAUACAUCCUUGCAUAGUUCAAUUCGAACGACUGCCGGCCGCAGAAAAGCGCUACGAUACUCAGCUGGCUGUGCAGACCCUGAAGACUAUCUUGGCUCUGGGUUAUUACAUCACAAUGGAUAAGCCACCGUCUCGAAUCAAGACCUUAAGGUUGCCAAACGAACCGUUUCUGCAAAGCAGCGGAUAUAAACCGGCACCACUUGACCUGUCAGCAAUCACGUUGACCCCCAAGAUGGAAGAACUUGUUGAUCAACUUGCGGAAAAUACGCAUAAUCUCUGGGCGAAAGAAAGAAUUAGUCAAGGAUGGACGUACGGCUUAAACGAAGACUCGGAGAUGAGAAGAAGUCCUCACUUGGUACCAUAUCUGAAAGUCGAUGAAGCUAUCAAGAAAGCCAAUCGGGAUACAGCCAGUGAAACUGUCAGGACUUUAUUAGUCUAUGGAUACAUGCUUGAUCCACCCACCGGAGAACAGCAUGAAGCAUUACUUUUGGAGGCCAGCAAAUUACGUCAACAAUCCUUCAGGACUUACAGGGUCGAGAAACAUUACGCGGUUAGCAACGGAAAAUGGUAUUUCGAGUUUGAAGUUCUCACAGCCGGGCCGAUGCGCGUUGGUUGGGCAAAAGCCGAUUGCACACCUGGAAAUAUGCUUGGCAGUGACGAAAAUACUUGGGCAUUCGAUGGUUACAACGUGACUAAAGUACACGCUGGCACCCACGAGUCAUUUGGUCACAGAUAUCAAGUGGGAGACAUAGUUGGAUGUUUCAUUGACGUGGCAGACCGAACGAUCAGCUUCUCCUUGAAUGGAGAAUUGCUGAUGGAUGCACUCGGUGGCGAAACUUCUUUCGCCGAUGUACAAGGCGAAUCUUUCGUGCCUGCGUUCACUCUUGGCGUCGGCCAAAAGGCAAAAUUAACAUUCGGUCAAGAUGUGAAUACUCUAAAAUUUUUCACUACAUGCGGUUUACAAGAGGGUUACGAACCAUUCUGUGUAAACAUGAAUCGUCUAGUCACAUAUUGGUAUACGAAAGAUCAGCCUAUAUUCGAGAAUACCGAUGAUAUGGCUGAUACGCGAAUCGACGUGGCUAGAAUACCAGCUGGAUCUGAUACACCACCGUGUCUAAAAAUCUCUCAUAAUACAUUCGAGACAAUGGAAAAGGCUAACUGGGAAUUCCUCAGAUUAUCGCUACCUGUAAUUUGCCAAUCCAAUUUCAUAACGGAGGGUGAGAAAUUACGAAGAUGGCAGGAGAUCAAAAUGCGACAGAAUAAACUUUUAGCCGAGCAAAUCGAACAAGGACAACAAGCUGCACCGUCGGCUCAUUUGGAGCAAAUCAUGAAAUCUGGCUUCAGUAUGAGCGAUAUCAAAGGCCUGCAGAGAAAUUACUCAGAGGAUGCAGCCGAGGCAGAUGAGAUGCUGAAGGAAUCGCCGCUUCCUAUGCAAAGAGGCAAACCUGCCAGGCCGCCCAGGAAAGGUUCUCUUUAUGGAUCGCGUAAUCUAGAAAAUGCGGUUAGCGAUGCUGAAAUGAAUGGAUAUGGCGAGAUGAAUGGUGACGUAAAGGACGAGAAGAAGAAACGUGGUCGAUCACCUUUUCGCAAGCUUAGCAAAGAGAUGGAGGACGUACCGUUCUUCUCGCGCAAAGCAAAAUCUCCGGAUGCAAAAUCGAAAACACCUGAGCCGCAAGUUCGCUCGGAUAUCUCUGAUAAAAGUACGAGAACACUCGGAAGUAAAAGUGCCAAAACUCCUCAAAUUCGUGUUUCAACUACGGACUUGAAAGUCGUACCGCCUCAAAUCCCGGACCGUAGCGUUCCCAAGACAAUGUCUGUGUUAACCGGAAGCGGCGUCGAAGCGAUCGGCAAUGAAAUCUUCGAUGCUGAAUGCAUGAAAUUAAUGAAUGAGUAUUUUUACGGCGUUAGGAUAUUUCCUGGCCAGGAUCCAACUCACGUUUACAUUGGCUGGGUUACUUCGCAGUAUCAUCUGCAUACAAAAGACUUCAAUUUAUCUCGCGUAAGAAAAGCUUCCGUUGCCAUCAUGGACGACUACGACCGUCUCGUAGACCAAGUCGACAGACAAAGCUGUUACAUGGUUCGAGCGGACGAAUUAUACAACGAAGUCACACAGGAUGCAUCUGGCAAGGGUGCAUCUCAGGGUAUGUUCGUCGGGUGUUUCGUUGAUAUCGCCACAGGCUGGGUAUCCUUCACCUGCGAAGGCAAGGAAACGAGUCACAAGUUCAAGAUGGAACCGGACACGAAGCUGUUCCCGGCGAUCUUCGUCGAGGCUACCAGCAAAGAGAUCCUGCAGAUCGAGCUCGGCAGGACCUCAACGACACUUCCGCUCUCGGCCGCAGUGUUGCAAAAUUCCGAACGACACGUGAUACCGCAAUUCCCGCCUAGAUUGAAAGUGCAAUGCUUGAAACCUCACCAAUGGGCCAGAGUGCCGAAUCAGUCACUUCAAGUACACGCCCUAAAACUAUCCGACAUCAGAGGCUGGUCGAUGCUAUGCGAAGACGCUAUCUCGAUGCUGGCUCUUCAUAUACCUGAAGAGGACAGAUGCAUCGAUAUUCUGGAGCUUAUCGAAAUGGAUAAGCUGCUCAGUUUCCACGCGCAUACAUUGACGUUGUAUGCAGCCCUGUGCUAUCAAUCUAAUUACCGAGCGGCGCAUGUUUUGUGUCAACAUGUGGAUCAGAAACAAUUAUUAUACGCGAUACGAGCCGAAUAUAUGUCCGGACCCCUGCGACAAGGAUUUUACGAUUUACUUAUCGCCUUGCAUCUCGAAUCACAUGCGACAACGAUGGAAGUGGGCAAAAACGAAUAUAUAAUUCCGCUUGGUCAAGAACUGAAGGAUUUAUAUGAAAAUUCCGAGAUGAGGCAUAGUCUCAGAUAUUUGGAGACCGAAUCCAUUCGACCACAAAUGAAAAUGACAGAGAUCAGGAAUGUUCCUUCUAGUGAUCAAGCAAUUGAGAACAUAAAGAACUUAUACAGCCCGUAUUUUCCACUUGAUGUCGUGCGAGAUUACGUGAUGAUGGCGCUUAACCAGGCUGUCGAAGUUAAUCAAGUGCACAACCGAGAUCCGAUCGGAGGCAGCAACGAGAAUCUCUUUUUACCUCUUCUGAAGCUGGUAGAUAGAUUACUCUUAGUAGGCAUGUUGAGGAACGAGGAUGUAAUCAAGCUGCUCAUCAUGAUAAAUCCCGAGACUUGGGACCCGACUUUCGAUAAAGAAGGUAAAGAUGAACAUAAGAAAGGCUUGUUACAUAUGAAAAUGGCCGAGGGAGCGAAACUACAAAUGUGCUAUCUGCUUCAUCAUUUGAACGAUAUUCAGUUACGUCAUCGUGUCGAAUCUAUUAUUUCCUUCGCCUAUGACUUCGUCGGAGAAUUGCAGACCGAUCAGUUACGACGUUACAUCGAUAUCAAGCAAUCGGAUUUACCAUCAGCUGUCGCUGCCAAGAAGACCAGGGAAUAUAGAUGUCCUCCGCGCGAACAGAUGAAUGCCAUUUUGAGCUUCAAGAAUUUAGAUGAGGAGGAUCCGGAAAAUUGGCCUUGUGGCGAGGAGCUCAUUGGAAAGAUGAAUGAAUUUCACAGUGAAUUGAUGUCCUAUGUGUCUUUGAAUGCUCUUCAAGAAGCAGCCAAUGCUGCCGAUGAACCAGCCGAGGAAGUUCAAAAACCUGGUGCCAUGAAACGUCUCUUCAACUUCAUCAAUGCCGUCAAAGAGCUCGAGGAAGAACCUAAACCUGAACCUGAACCUGUGAAAAAGACUCCCGAAGAGGUGUUUCGAAAAGUGUUGAUAUCAACUAUUGUGAGUUGGGCCGAAGAAUCACAAAUCGAGACGCCGAAACUUGUGCGAGAAAUGUUUAGCUUAUUAGUCAGACAAUACGAUACAGUCGGCGAAUUAAUCAGAGCUUUGGAGAAAACUUACGUUGUUAACAACAAAACCAAGGACGAUGUUGCGCUGAUGUGGGUCGGCUUAAGUCAGAUUCGCGCCUUGUUGCCGGUGCAAAUGUCUCAAGAAGAAGAAGCUUUAGUACGAGAGCGAUUGUGGAAGUUGGUGAAUAAUCACACGUUUUUCCAGCAUCCUGAUCUCAUCAGAGUGCUGAGAAUUCACGAAAAUGUAAUGGCUAUCAUGAUGAAUACUUUGGGAAGACGUGCUCAGGCUCAAUCCGAUGCUCAAACUCAGGCUCAAGCAACUGAGGGAGAACCGACAUCGAAAGAAAAGGAUACCUCUCACGAGAUGGUCGUAGCCUGCUGCAGAUUUUUGUGUUAUUUCUGUCGUACAUCCAGACAAAAUCAGAAAGCCAUGUUCGAUCAUUUUGAUUUCCUGCUAGAAAAUAGCAAUAUCUUAUUGGCUAGACCUUCACUACGAGGAUCGACGCCUUUGGAUGUAGCUUAUUCAUCGUUAAUGGAAAAUACCGAGUUAGCUCUGGCUUUAAGAGAACAUUAUCUAGAAAAGAUCGCUAUUUAUUUAUCACGGUGCGGCCUGCAAUCUAAUUCAGAAUUAGUGGAAAAAGGCUAUCCCGACUUGGGUUGGGAUCCUGUGGAAGGUGAACGUUACCUUGAUUUCUUGAGAUUCUGUGUAUGGGUCAAUGGUGAAAGUGUGGAGGAGAAUGCAAACUUGAUAAUCCGUCUGCUAAUCAGAAGACCAGAAUGUUUAGGUCCUGCCCUUCGAGGAGAGGGUGAAGGUCUAUUAAGAGCCAUCAUAGAAGCUAACAAGAUGUCCGAACGUAUUGCUGAUAGACGAAAAUAUCUCGCACAGGUACAUGAUGAAGCUGAAGGCACAGCUAUGAUGAUGCAAUUCGAGCAUCCACUUCCGGAGUCAGAUGACGAUGAAGAUUAUAUAGAUACAGGCGCGGCGAUUCUAAAUUUCUAUUGUACCCUUGUCGAUCUAUUAGGUCGCUGUGCUCCAGAUUCUUCUGUCAUAGAGCAAGAGGCCUCGACAAAGUCAGUUGGAAAGAACGAAUCUCUACGAGCCCGGGCAAUUUUGAGAUCUUUAGUACCAUUGGACGAUCUUCAGGGUGUGUUGUCUCUGCGAUUUACAUUACUGAAUCCUGCUGCUGGCGAGGAACGACCGAAAAGCGAUAUGCCGUCUGGUUUGAUACCAGGCCACAAACAAAGCGUUGUAUUAUUCUUGGAAUGUGUUUACGGUAUCGAAACGCAGGAAUUAUUCUAUAAAAUAUUGGAAGAAGCUUUCUUACCAGAUCUUCGUGCCGCUACUAUGCUUGAUAGAAAUGAUGGAUACGAAUCUGAUAUGGCACUCGCUAUGAAUCGCUACAUAGGAAACAGCAUUCUGCCGCUGCUAAUCAAACAUUCGAAAUUCUAUAAUGAGGCAGAUAAUUAUGCGAGUUUACUCGAUGCUACGUUGCACACGGUUUAUAGACUCAGCAAGAAUCGAAUGCUGACGAAAGGACAGAGAGAAGCUGUCUCGGAUUUCCUCGUCGCGUUGACUAGCCAGAUGCAGCCGAGCAUGUUAUUGAAAUUAUUGCGAAAACUAACUGUCGACGUGUCAAAAUUGUCGGAGUACACUACUGUUGCUCUCAGAUUAUUAACGUUGCAUUAUGACCGUUGCGCGAAAUAUUAUGGCUCCACCGGCUCUGGUGGUCAAGGCACGUACGGCGCAUCGAGCGACGAAGAGAAACGCCUCACGAUGGUUCUCUUUAGUAAUAUUUUCGAUUCUUUAUCCAAGAUGGAUUACGACCCAGAACUUUUCGGAAAAGCUCUGCCAUGCUUGACGGCUAUCGGUUGUGCCUUGCCGCCAGAUUAUUCUUUGUCAAAAAAUUAUGACGACGAGUGGUAUGGCAGCAAGUCGGCCUCGGCGCAAUCACCUGAUGGGCCUUACAAUCCGCAACCAAUCAAUACGUCGAGCGUGGUGCUUAAUAACGAUCUUAAUCAAAUAGUACAAAAGUUUUCCGAACAUUAUCACGACGCUUGGGCUAGUCGUAAAUUAGAAAAUGGAUGGACUUACGGUGAUCAAUGGUCGGAUGUGAAUAAAACUCAUCCAAGAUUAAAGCCGUAUAAUAUGUUAAGCGAUUAUGAACGAGAACGAUAUAAAGAACCUGUUAGAGAGAGUUUGAAAGCUCUUUUGGCGAUUGGUUGGAAUAUAGAACAUGCAGAAGUCGAUGUACCGUCGACCAAUCGCAGUUCUAUGAGAAGAUCUUCUAAAAGUCAAGGUGAUUCGGCGAGUCCGUUUAAUUAUAAUCCUCACCCGGUGGACAUGACUAAUUUGACCCUAAGCAGAGAAAUGCAAAAUAUGGCCGAACGUUUAGCGGAUAAUGCUCACGAUAUUUGGGCGAAGAAGAAGAAAGAAGAGCUCAUUACUUGUGGAGGCGGCAUUCACCCUCAGUUAGUUCCCUACGAUUUAUUGACUGAUAAAGAGAAGCGAAAAGAUCGCGAGCGAUCGCAAGAGUUUCUCAAAUAUCUACAGUAUCAAGGUUACAAGCUUCACAAACCUAAUCGUGGCGGUACCGAAACUGAAGUGGCUGGCGCCGCUGCUUCAGUAGAAUUAAGAUUCGCUUAUUCACUGUUGGAGAAACUAAUAGCUUAUCUGGAUAAGGCGACGAUUAAUAUGAAACUCCUGAAACCCUCUGAUACAUUUAGCCGAAGAAAUAGCUUUAAAACCUCCACAAGAGACAUUAAAUUCUUCAGUAAAGUAGUUUUGCCGUUGAUGGAGAAGUACUUUAGCACACAUAGAAAUUAUUUCAUCGCAGUAGCUACCGCCACGAAUAAUGUCGGCGCAGCGUCCUUGAAGGAAAAAGAGAUGGUGGCCUCUCUUUUCUGUAAAUUAGCGAGUUUGCUAAGAUCGAGACUCGCCGCCUUUGGUGCAGACGUGAGGAUAACAGUUCGUUGUCUACAAGUGCUCGUGAAAGGCAUAGAUGCCAAGAGUCUCGUGAAAAACUGUCCAGAGUUUAUUAGAACGUCCAUGUUGACUUUUUUCAACAAUACCGCCGACGAUUUGGGCCAUACGAUCCUGAAUCUUCAAGAGGGGAAAUACAGUCAUCUCAGAGGCACUCAUUUGAAAACGUCCACAUCAUUAUCGUACAUUAAUAGCGUCGUUUUGCCAGUGCUUACUGCAAUGUUCGACCAUCUUGCUGCGUGCGAAUAUGGCAGCGAUUUGUUACUCGAUGAAAUUCAAGUAGCAUCGUACAAAAUGCUGGCGUCUUUAUACACUCUCGGAACAGACGCUAGUUUAACGCACGAGCGAAAGUACCUGAAGACUGAGAUCGACCGACAUAAACCGAAUCUGGGUUCUUGUCUGGGUGCCUUUUCGAGUUGUUUCCCGGUAGCCUUCUUAGAACCGCAUUUAAAUAAGCACAAUCAAUAUUCCCUCCUGAAUCGAAUCGCAGAUCAUUCUCUGGAAGCUCAAGAUAUUAUGACGAAGAUGGAAUCAAGUAUGCCAACCUUGGAGACGAUUCUCACCGAGGUGGAUCAAUUUGUUGAAUCUGACAAGACUUACAACGACGCUCCUCACAUCGUCGACGUAAUUCUACCAUUGUUAUGCUCCUAUUUGCCUUUCUGGUGGGCCCAAGGGCCUGAUAACGUGAAUCCAACUGAAGGUACUUAUGUCAGUAUGAUUACUAGCGAUCACAUGAAUCAGUUGUUGAAAAAUGUGUUGAAGCUAAUCAAAAAGAAUAUUGGCAACGAAAAUGCCCCGUGGAUGACGCGCAUCGCUGCCUAUACACAACAAAUCAUCAUCAACUCGUCUGAAGAAUUGCUGAAGGACCCGUUCUUGCCUCUCGCCGAACGUGUCAGGAAGCGAACGGAUACCAUGUUUCAUAAAGAAGAGUCUCUUCGUGGUUUUAUCAAAUCCUCGACCGAUGAUACAUCACAAGUUGAGGCGCAGAUACAGGAAGAUUGGCAGCUAUUGGUUCGCGAUAUCUAUUCAUUCUAUCCUCUGUUGAUAAAGUAUGUCGAUCUUCAGAGAAAUCAUUGGUUGAGGAACAAUAUUUCUGAGGCCGAGGAUCUAUAUAAUCACGUAGCAGCCAUAUUUAAUAUCUGGUCCAAGUCGCAAUAUUUCUUACGUGAAGAACAAAAUUUUAUAUCUGCGAACGAGAUCGAUAAUAUGGUGCUCAUCAUGCCUACUGCAACCAGAAGACCUGCUGCAGUAUCUGAUGGCAGCGCGCCCUCCGGAGGAAGCAAGAAAAAGAAAAAACAUCGUGACAAAAAAAGAGACAAGGACAAGGAAGUGCAAGCAUCCUUGAUGGUGGCGUGUCUAAAGCGAUUGCUACCUGUCGGCUUGAAUCUGUUUGCCGGUCGCGAACAGGAGUUGGUACAGCAUUGCAAAGACAGAUUCUUAAAGAAGAUGCAGGAGCAAGAGAUCGCGGAAUUUGCCAAAACUCAAUUAACAUUGCCGGAUAAAAUCGAUCCUGCCGACGAGAUGUCUUGGCAGCAUUAUUUAUAUUCUAAAUUAGGUCAGAAGAAAGAUGCGCUAGAGCCUUCUACGAAGGCUCAACAAUUGGAGGAUGUCGUCGCUAGAAUUACCGAUAUGGCGAAAGUUUUGUUCGGUUUACACAUGAUUGAUCAUCCACAACAGCAGAGCAAGAGUCAAUAUCGAUCCGUGGUAUCGAUCCAACGUAAACGAGCGGUAAUCGCUUGCUUCCGCCAAAUUUCCCUACAUUCCUUGCCCAGGCAUCGUGCAAUAAACAUUUUUGCACGAACAUAUUAUGAAACGUGGCUACAAGAAGAAAAUGUCGGUCAAGAAGUAAUGAUCGAGGAUCUUACGCAAUCAUUCGAAGAUGCUGAAUUGAACAAAACGGAAUCUGAGGAUGAAGGCAAGCCAGAUCCAUUGACACAAUUGGUGACAACAUUCUGUCGCGGUGCAAUGACUGAACGGUCAGGUGCGCUUCAAGAAGAUCCGCUUUAUAUGAGUUAUGCACAUAUCAUUUCCAAAUCUUGCGGAGAGGAAGAGGAAGAAGGUGAAGAAGAAGGUGAUGGCGGUGGUGGCAGCGAAGAAGAAGGUGGAGCUUCGAUCCAUAAGCUGACACGUAAGCUACUUAUGAGGCCCAUGCAUAAAUUAAUGGAGCAAGAGAUGGAAAAACAGAAGCUUUUGUUCCAUCAAGCUCGCCUAGCGAAUCGCGGUGUCGCAGAGAUGGUUCUCUUACACAUAUCAGCGUGCAAGGGUGUUCCCAGUGAUAUGGUAAUAAAAACUCUGGAACUUGGAAUUUCGAUUCUGCGUGGCGGCAAUAUCGAAAUUCAGCGAGGAAUGCUGAAUCAUCUCAAGGAGAAGAAGGACGUCGGUUUUUUCACAUCCAUCGCGGGUCUAAUGAACUCUUGCAGCGUAUUGGAUUUGGACGCUUUCGAGAGGAAUACAAAGGCUGAAGGACUCGGUGUCGGUUCUGAAGGUGCAGCCGGCGAAAAGAAUAUGCACGAUGCUGAAUUCACUUGUGCUCUAUUCCGGUUUAUCCAACUCACUUGCGAGGGUCAUAAUCUCGAUUGGCAAAACUACCUCAGAACACAGGCUGGUAAUACAACUACAGUGAAUGUCGUUAUAUGUACCGUUGAUUACUUGCUGCGACUGCAGGAAUCGAUCAUGGAUUUCUACUGGCAUUAUUCGAGCAAGGAACUUAUCGAUCCUGCCGGCAAAGCAAAUUUCUUCAAGGCUAUCGGUGUCGCCAGUCAAGUUUUCAACACACUCACAGAAGUUAUUCAAGGUCCAUGCGCGCAAAAUCAACAAGCUUUAGCGCAUUCGAGAUUGUGGGAUGCGGUUGGAGGUUUUCUUUUCUUAUUCUCGCACAUGCAGGACAAAUUGUCGAAGCAUUCUAGCCAAGUAGAUCUUCUCAAAGAAUUAUUGAAUUUGCAGAAGGAUAUGAUUACCAUGAUGCUUUCCAUGCUUGAAGGCAACGUGGUGAACGGAACAAUCGGAAAACAGAUGGUAGAUACCUUGGUCGAAUCAGCAAGUAACGUGGAAUUGAUCUUGAAAUACUUCGACAUGUUCUUAAAAUUGAAAGAUCUGGUAUCAUCGCCAAGUUUCUUAGAAGUUGAUUUUAACAACGACGGCUGGGUGUAUCCUAAGGAUUUCAAGGAGAAAAUGGAGCAACAGAAGAGUUAUACCAACGAAGAGAUUGAAUUUCUUCUGGCCUGUUGCGAGACAAAUCACGAUGGCAAGAUCGAUUACGUCGCUUUUAUGGAUCGCUUCCACGAACCAGCAAAAGAGAUCGGUUUUAAUCUUGCCGUAUUGCUUACUAAUCUGUCCGAGCAUAUGCCUAACGAGCCGAGAUUAGCUAGAUUUUUGGAGACAGCUGGUUCAGUCUUGAAUUAUUUCGAGCCAUUCUUAGGCAGAAUCGAGAUCCUCGGUGGCAAUAAAAAGAUCGAGCGUGUGUACUUCGAGAUCAAGGAAUCGAACAUUGAGCAGUGGGAAAAACCGCAGAUCAAGGAAUCAAAGAGAAUAUAUUUCUACAAUACAGUGGUCGAAGCCGGUGAAAAGGAGAAACUCGAGACCUUCAUCAAUUUCUGCGAGGACGCCAUUUUUGAGAUGCAGCACGCGAGUGCGUUAAUGACUGUCGAGGAAAGCGGUGGCAUCGGCAAAGCAAGGGAGUCCUCGUACACGUACUUGACCGAGGACGAUGAAGAGAGAAAUAAAGAUCCGAUCAGACGAGGUAUACAAGCCUUCAAAGACGGCAUCUACUACUGCUUCUACUUGUUCUCGCCGACCAAUAUUAAAAACAAGAUUGCCGAGAUGCAGCAGAUGACGAUUCCCGAGCUCUUUAUCGGCUUUUUCAAAAUGAUCUUUUACGCCUUCUAUUAUUCCGGCUUUGGCAUCGGCUGCGUAAUCAAAUACUUUAUGGGUCUUUUGUUGACGUUAAUGAGAGGACCACGAUUAGAGGAGCCUGUUGCCAUCAAGGAGGAGGAGGAGAAACCGUCCAGACUUUUACCCGCUUUGCCACCAACACCAGAUGAAUCGAAUCUACAGGUGCAAGCUUUCGGAAUGGAUAUAACGAAAGAGGAAGGAGGACAAAUAAGAAUAGCACCGCAUGAAUCGAGCACUUCUACGCCACAAUCUAGUAUCGAAGAGACGGGCGAAAGCACACCUGACGAAGGCACCGGUGAAGAGGGAGCGACAGCUGAAGGAGGAGAGAGUGAAGCACCUGUCACUUUAGCCGAUUUGCUUGGCGGAGAACAAGCUAGGGCUCAAGCUGCCGCAGCGGCCGAAGCAGCAGCAGCUCAACAAGCAGCCAUGGCAGCGGUUGAAGCCGAAGCAAAGCAAGAACCCUCAGUCGAACCUUCUACAGGAUCAAGUAUCGAUUUAUCCGAUUACAGCCACCGCGUAGUGUCUUUCCUAGCUAGAAAUUUCUACAAUUUGAAAUAUGUUGCAUUGGCUCUCGCCUUCUGUAUCAAUUUUAUGCUGCUCUUUUAUAAGGUUUCGUUUUUGGCUGUGGAUUUGAAUGAAGAAGGUAGUGGUAGAAUAGCAGAUAUCUUGGCAGAAAUGUCGGGCGACGGUCCAUCAGGUUUAGCGGGUAGCGGCGUUGAAAUGGGCAGUGGUAGUGGUGAAUCGGAUGAUUCGGAAGAGGAAGACGAAGACGAUCAGGAAUUCGUGGAAAUGGAUUAUUACUAUAUGGCUCACGUUAUGAGAUUAUUGGCUGCUCUUCAUUCUCUCGUUUCGCUCGCUAUGCUAGUUGCAUAUUAUCACUUGAAGGUUCCAUUAGCUAUCUUCAAACGAGAGAAGGAAAUUGCACGACGAGUAGAAUUCGAUGGAUUAUAUAUAGCCGAAACGCCGGAAGAGGAUGACAUUAAAGCGCAUUGGGACAAAAUGGUAAUAUCAGCGAAAACUUUCCCUGUGAAUUAUUGGGACAAGUUUGUGAAAAAGAAGGUCCGCCAAAAAUAUAGCGAAACAUACGAUUUCGAUUACAUCAGCAAUUUGCUGGGAAUGGAAAAAACUUCUUUCAGUCAACAGGAAGAAGAAGGAUCUGGCUUGAUACAUUUCAUUAUAACUAUCGAUUGGAGAUAUCAAAUUUGGAAAGCCGGUGUCACCAUUACAGAUAACGCGUUUUUGUAUAGUUUGUGGUACUUCGUAUUUUCAAUCCUCGGAAACUACAAUAAUUUCUUUUUCGCUGCGCAUCUAUUGGACGUCGCGGUCGCCGUCAAAACUCUGAGAACGAUUUUACAAUCGGUAACGCAUAACGGCAAGCAACUGGUCUUGACAGUGAUGCUACUGACAAUCGUAGUAUAUAUCUACACCGUGAUAGCUUUCAAUUUCUUUAGAAAAUUCUACAUACAAGAGGAAGACGAUGAAACGGACAAAAAGUGUCAUCAUAUGUUAACGUGCUUUGUUUUCCAUUUGUACAAAGGCGUAAGAGCUGGAGGUGGCAUAGGUGAUGAGAUCGGUGAACCUGAUGGCGACGAUUACGAGGUUUAUCGUAUAAUGUUCGACAUCACAUUCUUCUUCUUUGUGAUCGUUAUUCUAUUAGCUAUCAUUCAAGGUUUGAUCAUCGACGCAUUUGGUGAACUUCGAGACCAGCUCGACAACGUGAAGACGAAUAUGGAGAGUAAUUGCUUCAUAUGUGGCUUAGGGAAGGAAUAUUUCGACGCGGUGCCGCACGGGUUUGAUACUCACGUUCAGCAGGAGCAUAAUUUAGCGAAUUAUAUGUUCUUCCUCAUGCACUUGAUUAACAAACCGGACACCGAAUAUACCGGUCAGGAGACCUACGUGUGGAAUAUGUAUCAACAAAGAUGUUGGGACUUCUUCCCAGUGGGCGACUGCUUCCGCAAGCAGAACGAGACCGUAGAGGAAGAGGCCAAGAAGAAGUAAAAUUAAAAUCUCAUUUCUAAUUAAGAAGUGACCAAUCGAUCGAUUAACCGAUCUCACUUGUCAAAAAGGACUUCUCUCCUUGAACAGCGUCUUCGAUUAUUUUUAGCAUCAAUUUUUGCUCAUUGGACGAGAGUGUAAAGUCAACGUCCGUUCGAAAAAUCAAAUUUUUAAAACUCUACGUCUCUCUUAUCUCAUAUCGACGCGCGAGGAGAGAUUUUACCUCAUAAAAACUUGUGUCUCCCCCCGUUUUCCAUUUCACAAUUUAUUGUUAUUUCAACUAAUUAAUAGAUUGAGUCUAGUGCAUUAAUUAUGUACUGCGUGUGUAAUAAGGAUGUCUGGACGCGGAGAAUUUCGCGCCCGAUGUCGCAUCGCGCGUAUAAAAUUGAAAAUAUUUUUUCAACUUUGUAAAGAUAACUCGAGAACGCGGUACCACCGAUAAUCUUCUCUUUUAGAUAAUCAAUCAAUCGAAAGUUGACAAAAGCUCGAUUUUCUCCAAACGACGAUACAUUAUUGUUGAAUCGACAGAAUCGACUGCACAAAUUUACAUAUUCCUAGCGCUACAAUUGCCUUCUUUUCGUACGUCGGAUCUAUGAUAUCUGUACUUGUGCAUAAUUGGUGCGCUGUAUCGAAGGAUAACAAGUUUGAAAUAUAUGAUAUAGAAAUAUAUGAUAAGUAAGUUGAAGAUAUUCAAAGUUUAUAUAAUGUGCAAAUCUCUCUUUGAUUGCUAUAAGAACGAGAACUUUUUGGACAUUAUUUAUGACUGAGCUCACAGUAUAUAUAUCGGAAAAGAUGUCAAUAUAUUGUAAAUAAAAACAAGAGUAUCUGGUAAUAAAGACAUACUUCUUUACUUCGUUA